GGUUUAGGGAAGUGCGGCCGUCUCGGUGCGGAUGCCCUGCCUUCCUCGCCGGGGGACGAGGACAGCGACCAGCUUCCUCGGUCAUCUGAGCCUGCAGCUUUGGAGCUCAUGAACCACUGAGGGUCCGCCGGGCGGCCGCAGGAUCUGCGCUUCCUCAUCCCAAGGCCUGACCUCCCCGCGCCGGUUAACCCCGCAUCAUCAUCUACUUCCUCUCAAUGUUCUCUCCGUAUUUCAGGAAAUAUGAUCAGCGCCCCUGAUGUGGUGGCCUUCACCAAAGAGGACGAGUACGAGGAAGAGCCUUACAAUGAGCCGGCCUUGCCGGAGGAAUACUCUGUGCCCCUCUUCCCCUUUACCAGCCAGGGAGCCAACCCGUGGUCCAAACUCUCCGGGGCCAAGUUCUCAAGGGACUUCAUCCUUAUCUCCGAGUUCUCUGAACAGGUGGGACCCCAACCCUUGCUGACCAUCCCCAAUGACACUAAAGUUUUUGGCACUUUUGAUCUCAAUUACUUCUCCUUGCGGAUCAUGUCUGUGGAUUACCAGGCUUCCUUUGUGGGUCAUCCUCCUGGUUCGGCCUACCCCAAGCUGAACUUCGUGGAGGACUCCAAAGUAGUACUGGGAGACUCCAAGGAAGGGGCUUUUGCUUAUGUCCACCACCUUACCCUGUACGACCUGGAGGCCCGUGGCUUUGUGAGGCCCUUUUGCAUGGCUUAUAUUUCUUCAGAUCAACAUAAAAUCAUGCAGCAAUUUCAGGAGCUUUCAGCUGAGUUUUCUAAAGCGUCUGAGUGUUUGAAAACAGGCAACAGGAAGGCAUUUGCUGGGGAGCUUGAAAAAAAGCUCAAAGACUUGGAUUACACUAGGACAGUGCUGCACACAGAAACCGAGAUCCAGAAGAAAGCCAACGACAAAGGCUUUUAUUCAUCUCAGGCAAUUGAGAAAGCCAAUGAACUGGCUAGCGUGGAGAAGUCCAUCAUUGAGCAUCAAGACUUGCUGAAGCAGAUCCGCUCCUACCCUCGUCAGAAGAUGAAGGCGUCUGAUUUGUGUCCCGGUGAGAUGGAACAUAACCAUGAGCAGGCUGACCAGGCAUCCACUACCUCUAACCCUGAUGAGUUGGCUGAUGUAGAUCUUUACACCUGUAGACCAACUUAUACCCCCAAACUCAUCAAAGCAAAGUCCACCAAGUGUUUUGACAAGAAGUUGAAGACCUUGGAAGAGCUCUGUGACACUGAAUAUUUCACCCAGACUCUUGCCCAGCUUAGCCACAUUGAACACAUGUUCAGAGGAGACCUGUGCUACCUCCUGACCAGUCAGAUUGACAGAGCACUUCUAAAACAACAGCGUGUAACUAAUUUCCUUUUUGAAGACUUUGUGGAGGUCAGUGACAAGAUGGCAGACAGACAAGAGAGUGUGUCCUCUCAGCCCGGUCAGGACCGGCCACCUUCCAGGUCUGUGGAAGAAUGCCCCAUUCCUAAAGUGUUAAUUAGUGUUGGUUCUUACAAGUCUAGUGUGGAGUCUGUGUUGAUAAAGAUGGAACAGGAACUUGGAGAUGAGUACAACAAGGAAGUGGAAGCACCAGAGUCAAACAGUUUUGACCUCCAGGAAAACCUGGACUACCUAGAUAUGGAUAUGAAAGGGAGUAUCAGCAGUGGGGAAAGCAUUGAGGUUCUGGGCAUGGAGAAAUUCACCUCUGUUUUGUCUAAGUCUGACAGCCAGGCCAGCCUCACAGUGCCACUGAGCCCCCAAGUGGUCCGUAGCAAAGCAGUCAGCCACAGGACAAUCAGUGAGGAUAGUAUUGAAGUUCUAAGCACCUGCCCUUCCGAGGCCCUCAUCCCUGAUGACUUUAAGGCCAGCUACCCAAGUGCCAUUAAUGAGGAAGAAACCUAUGCAGAUAAUGAGGAGGCCAUCCACUUCGAGGCAAGCGUUAGUGCCCCAGAGCUGGAUGAGGCUCAGGAGGGUAGCUUGGAAAACACCCUAUCCCAAGUAGACUCCUGCUGUAUUGGGAAGGAAAGUGAAGGUCAGCUGGUGCCACUCCCCACUUCAGUCCACAUUCUCUCUGACGAGGAUGGUGUGGUGAGCAUCCCCCCACAGCCCUACAGGCAGAAAGACCAGGUGUUCCAUGUGGACUUUACAGUGGAAAAUGCCAGUCCUUCCAGAGACAAAAGUAGUGACAUGUUCCCAUCUUAUGAGCUGGACCCAAGCCAUCUGCUGGCUAGCCGGGAUGUUAGUAAGACCAGCCUGGACAACUACUCGGACACAACCAGCUACGUGAGCAGCUUGGCUUCCACCAGUUCGGACAGAAUCCCCUCCUCUGCUCAUCCUGGUGGCCUGUCCUCCGAGAGACACAAAAAGAGGGCUGGCCAGAAUGCCUUAAAAUUCAUCCGUCAGUACCCCUUUGCGCACCCAGCCAUCUAUUCCCUGCUUAGUGGGAGGACACUUGUGGUCCUUGGUGAAGAUGAGACCAUAGUCAGGAAGCUUGUGUCAGCACUGUCCAUUUUUGUACCCAACUAUGGCCACUAUGCCAAGCCUGUGAAGCAUUGGAUUUCCUCCCCUUUGCAAAUUAUGGAUUUCCAGAAGUGGAAGCUUAUUGGCCUACAGAGAGUGGCCUCCCCUGCCAGUGUGAAUACCCUCCAUGCCCUGAGCCGUUACAGCCGCUAUAUAAGCAUCCUGGACCUGGACAGCAAGACCCUACGCUGCCCACUAUACAGAGGCACGCUGGUGCCUCGCCUCGCUGACCAUCGAACUCAGAUCAAGCGGGGCAGCACCUACUACCUGCAUGUCCAGAGCAUGCUCACCCAGCUCUGCUCCAAGGCCUUUCUUUACACCUUCUGUCACCACUUGCACCUGCCUGCCCACAAUGAGGAGACCCAGGAAGUGGUGGCCAGUCGCCAGGCAAACUUCUUGAAGCUGAACCUGGGCCUGGUGAAUGAGGACAUCAAGGUGGUACAGUACCUGGCCGAGCUGCUGAAGCUGCGCUAUAUACAGGAGUCACCUGGGACCACCCAUCCCCUGCUCAGGUUUGACUAUGUCCCCAGCUUUCUGUACAAAAUCUGAGGUUCGUCCCUGACACUGUGACCAAGACUGUGACUUGGUACAAGAGGGGAAGGGUCGGCAUGACUAAAUGGUUGCCUGAGUUGCAUUGUUGAGCCUUCUGAUGUAGUUAAGUGGGAAGGAAACUGGUGGCAGCCAUGGUUCUCAUGUGGCUCUGGGUAGUUUGUGAGGUGGGCUGGGCAGAAGUAGGCCCUGGGAAAGAGUGACACCUGAAGACUGGCAGUUUGGGCAGGAAGAAAAGGCUGUAACCCCUCAGGCUGGAAAAGAGUGGCCAAAGCCUGGAUGGGAAGAUGCACUGGACACAUCCAGCACCAUCAGACAUUGGAAUGACAAAAUAUGCCUGUGAACCAGCCUGAUAACUGUGAUGAUGUGGUGGGAAACAGCCCACAAUAGCCAUUGCCUCAUUCUGACCUUCCACUGUGGCCUUUGGCCUCCUGGAGCCCAUAGUCCCAGGUGAGGCCCCUGAACAAGGAGAUGGAGAGUGUUCUGGCCAGAUGGAGUGGUAGACUCCUGGGCUCUAGAGCACGUGAACCCAUCCUCAUAUCCACCCAGAAAUGCUUGUAAGUCCCUGGAGGUUAUUCCUCAAUUGUCACUAGGCGUGAGUGUGAAGUAGGUGCCAAAUGACCACAGCCAGUAUGGGGACUGUCCUAGGAUCUACAGAUGGAACAGGCCACAUGGCCAUCACCACUGUGCAAGACAGGCUGCCUGCAGUUAUCCUGGGGCUGCCCAAGGCUCUUCCUGGCUAAAACAAGUACUGACUUCCCUGGGGAUGUCUGCAGACAUGCUGGGACUUUGCAGGUCACACUCCAGUGACACUUCUGCAGCCAUUUUACUACCUGUCCUGAGGUCUUGGCUUGGCAAUGGCUGGUUAGCCUGUCUGGUGAGAGCUUACAUUCAGAGAGAGCUGCCAUUGUGGGACUCACGUCAGUCCUCAGCCCUUCAAGGAAAGGGUUUGAGCCUGGCAAGGAGGCACCUUUCUGGUUCCACACCUGACUCACUGGUGGCUAUCAAAAUGGCUUACCUAGGGCUUCUAAUGCAGCUACCACUGAUUUAUGAAUGGAGGGCUUCUUGCAAGCUUGAAAAGGUUAGAUCUUUUUUCUUUUUAAGCUGUUUUACUUUUUUCUUCCCCUAGUGGGGAAACUGGGAAUUACUACUACUUUUUUAAUUUGUUCCAAAGCAUUGUGGUAAACUGGACUUGAGUCAGCCUCAUGUGUACAUUUGUUAGGCACUGUGUACACUGUUCAUGGGUCCUGCUGCUGAGGCCUAGUCUCCUUGUUAGCUGGACACACCACUGAGAUCUCUGAGAAAAGCAGAGACCCCCCCCCCCCCAUGGAAGCCGUGUGACCAAAGAUGGUUUGGAGCAUGUCACCCCUAUGGUCACCUUUGCUCCAAUCUUGUGUCCGGUUGGUCAUGGGCCCUAUUUCUUGUCAGAAGGUAUGAUUUUGCUUCUGAUGCUGUGGCAGAUGACACUGCCUACAUAUCAUCCGUUUCUUUGUCACUGUUACAUAUCAUAGCAGACAUGUAAUAGAUACCUUGGGAGCUUCUGGCUGAGCCAUCCACUUCUCAUGAGCCCCUUAUCUACCAAUGGCUCCUCCUGUUUUAGAUGCUGCUCUGCCUUCUGACUGGUUGGCAAAAUGCUCUAUCUUCAGGCCUCUAAGGAUAAGUGGCAUUUUAUCUUGAAGGUCUAGACAGGCUGGAAAAGUGGUCACAUUAGCAUGGCAACUCUAGGCUAACACUGUACCCCUGGAAAAGUGCUAAGACAGGAGCCGAGCUUCAAACAGAUGCUGAAUGGCAACCAUGCUUGGCCUUUGAGAUGCUGAAGCCCUGCACUUCAGUCAUCUAAGGUGGAGGUCCAUCUGGGGUAUUUCCUUGGCAGUCAGCCACAAGGGUGGCUCAAAGGCAAGACUAGUGGGGAGCAAACAGGAGAGUCCUGUGUAGCAGCCACGAAAAUGGCAAGUGGUUCCUUCCCUUCAAAGCAGUGAAGUAAAGAUGGCCUGAGAGUGGUUGAACUCUUAAAAAAUUCUUCUUAAAAAGACACAGCCCAGGCUGGUCUCAAACUUGCUAUGUCAAGGAUGCCCUUCAACUUCUGAUACUCCCACUUCAUAAAGUGCUGAGAUCACAUGCCACCAGUGCUGAUUUCGAGAUUUAAGAUUUUGGUUUAAAAAGUUCCAUGUGGUGAUUUCAAAGGAUUACUUCAUGAAAAAAAAAAAAAAAAAAAAACAUGUUUCCUCAGAGGGAUCACAAUGAAUGGUGCUGGGAUUGAAGACUGGAACCUACAAGUCUCACAUUUAUAUACCUUGAUAGUUGAGUCAUGCACCCACACAAGAGUUUCCAUUUGAGGUAUUUCUGCAGUAACAGGCUAAUAAUUUUGUUUUUUGUAAGACAGUCUCGUGUAGCCCAAGCUAGCCUUGAAUUCACUACAUAGCUGAGGAUGACCUUGUCCUGAUUAUUCUGCCUCCACCUUCCUGAGCGCUGGGAAUAUAUACAGGCAUGUACAAUAGCAGGUUUAGUAAGUGUUAGAGAACAAACCUAGAGCUCUAUGCAUACUAGACAAGCACUCUACUGAAUGAGUUACGUCCCUAUCUGGCUAGUAAGUUUUAAUAAAUUUAAUAAGACCUAAAAAGGAGGUGAUAUCAGAGCCCUUCAUUACUUCCCUCCUCUCUUUGAGGGCUCUAGCACUAAGACAUUAAAAUUGAAGCUCGUUUCAACUUGACCAUCAAGGCAUCAUUUCCCUCCUCAUUUUAAGAACCAUCUGAUCAAGCUAACAGCUGUACCCUAGUGAGCAUUCAGAAGCUCUACUGCAGAGGUCAGUUCAUGGUUUCUGAUAGCAUGGGGGCUAGGACACACUCACCGGCCUGAGUUGCUGUAUCCUACCUUACUUCCUUCAGUAGACACUUUGGAUUAAAAAAAAAUGUGAUUCUUCCAUAAUUUCCUACAAUAGCCUGUAGUCAUUUCCAGAUUUGGAAAUGGACUGCAGUAGCAGACCUGUCAUUCCCAACUCGGCUCUUAACUCUUACUUCAGAUCAGUUGCAGUAUUCAUAAGAAGUCCUAUAAACAAUCCUAGGCAGGCCAGGAGAUUUCUUCCUCCCUCCCCACCCACAAGCCCCCAACAAAGUGCCAGGCUGCAUGGUCUGGAGGGAGAGCAUAUAACCCUGUGCUCCCUGGACAUCUUGCAUAUACUGACCACCCAUCUGCCAGUACAUGCCACUCUCCAGCCUGAAAUGCUUCAUGCUGGCCCAGUGUCCUGUGCUGCUGUUGUAUUUUAUACAUGUCUGGUAGCUCGGCUGAUGGCAGGAAGAGUGAGAUGGGUCAGCAGGUAUGCCAGGCCUUUGGAGAGAGGCAGACCUGCCAGCCUUCCCAGGCUCCUUCACCUUCUGUUUCCCUAGAAAGCUCACAAGAAAGUGCCUGGCUUACACUUUAAAACAAAUUAGCCAGCUUUCUGGCUUUACCCCAAUAUUGUGAUCAAAUUGGAACCACUCACAUAUUUAUAUAUACUGUCUUAGAUGUGAAAAUGAGUGCAUCAGAUUUCUCUUGGCAAAGCCAUUCCUAAUAAGGUAGACACAGUUUCCCUGAGCCCACUAAGUUUUCAUUUGGUUAAAGCUUUGGGAAGGAGGUAGCAGUAGCAGGUGGGGUGGGGAGUGAGCACCCUACACAGUGUAUUAAGCAACUGGCUCAGCUUCCGGGGCGGCUAUGCACAGAAGCCCUGGAGAUGUGCAGUUGCCUUUAGCCAAGCAGGAAUCAGGAUCUUGUAUGUAAACCUGCUUAGGUAGCAGAGCAGCCCUAGAAGCAAAGAUGUAGAAACUCUAUCAUGUCACCAUGACCCCUGAAGACGGUCACAGCAUGGAGAAGUGCUGACAAUGGGCUGGACACCAAGAAACCUUGGCCAAGCUGUUUAGUACAGGAGAGUUGGAAGCAGCAGGUUGGACUGAGGGAGAUAAUUGUCUGAGGUUGUAGUGAGAAGCACAGGCUAUAAUGAACUUUUAUCAUUUUCUAAAAAGCUAUUUUGUUACUGCAUGUUCCUACCAUGUCUCUGCAAGCAAGCAUCUCCUAACGGCUGAGCUGUCUCUCCAGCCCUACCACAUCUCUGACUGUUCCCAACCCUGUGAACUGCAGCCACAGUGCUGGAGCCAGAGCACAGCUGACGUGACUGUCCCACAAGUGUCACUGCACAAGUUUAACCAGAGUAAAUGCUAAAGAAAUAGUAUGAAGACUGUACUUUUUUUAAGAAAUUAAUUUGAGUUCAGAUAUUUUUAAAAUAUAAAAACUGGUUGUAUUUUUUAAGGCUAUAAUUCUUGUAGAAACAUUCUGUGGUACAAAAAUGUGCAUAUUUAAAAAAUCACCUAUAGUUUGCACUUCCACUAUGAAAAAUAAAAGAUUCUUUGGGAAGGUGA
Molecule: messenger RNA, 7436 nt
Organism: Jaculus jaculus (lesser Egyptian jerboa)
Lineage: Eukaryota; Metazoa; Chordata; Mammalia; Rodentia; Dipodidae
Gene: Smcr8
Product: SMCR8-C9orf72 complex subunit
Exons: 2
Coding region: 241-3048 (935 amino acids)
Cellular component (GO): guanyl-nucleotide exchange factor complex
Molecular function (GO): GTPase activator activity
Source: RefSeq, a predicted model, not a curated record